Molecule: messenger RNA, 1669 nt
Organism: Clunio marinus
Lineage: Eukaryota; Metazoa; Arthropoda; Insecta; Diptera; Chironomidae
Source: the annotation of a GenBank genome assembly
UCCGAUGAAACUUAAUAGGAUAAACAUUGAGUUUAUUCAAAAAAAAAGAAAAAGGGAACUUUUCGGCAGCCACAAAACAUACAUUAAAUGAAUUAACAACCAAAAACUUCUCCCGUUUUCUUUGUUAAGGGAAAAAGUUUUUUUUUCUUGGGAUUCCUAAAAGAGUUUCUUGCAUUUUUCUCAGUCUGACUGGCAAAUUAGUUAAAUUGAACUCCAAUUACUUAUAUUCAGAGAAGAAUUAACAAAGGUUCAGAAAAAGUUUCAUGAAAAUUGUUUUUAAAAAGCUGACUUAAAACCAAUAAGAAAGUUUUAGAAAACGCUUUCACUUUCUAAGCUUUCGUAACUCUUUCUUAAUCCCUCAUGAAACACAACUUUCAGGAGCAUGUGGAAUUAUUUUCGGGCAUCCAUUUGACACGAUAAAAACAUGGCAACAAGUCCAUAAAACGAAAGUUACUACGACGAUGUAUAACAUCAUCAUAAGGAAUAAUGGUUUAAAUGGAUUCUAUAAAGGAUUUUAUUUUCCAUUAAUUACAAAUGGCACGAUCCAUGCACUCGUGUACGGCAUCUACGGUAACGUGAUGAGAUGUGACACCGAUGAACAGCGGCAGAAUUUGCUAAAGCGACAUAUGCUGAUUGCUGGAUGCAGUACAGGAUUAGCGCAAGCUGUUCUUGGAUGUCCAAUCGAGGUGGUGAAGAUACGUUUACAAACUCUUGGAUACAUUGGACGUUCGUAUGAUUGCAUGAAAUACAUUUACAAUCAUGAAGGAGUUUACGGGCUUUAUCGAGGAUUAGUUCCAAUGAUAUGGCGAGAUAUUCUACCGUACGGUAUUUACAUGCUAGUCAACGAUUGGAUGUUUGAAAUGUGUAACAAAAUCGCCGUCGUGAGAGCUAUUAGGAUGCAAUCAGAGACUGGCAAUAGCGAAUUAGCAAUAAAAUUAGAAGCUUUGUUCACAUCACUUGCCGCACUGUUAGCGAGUGUUGUGUCAUGGUCACUGAUAACACCGCUUGAUGUCGUUAAAACAACCAUGCAAGCCGAGACCAAUCCAAAUAUACAUAGAAACAUGCUCGAAUGUGUAUUGAUGUUGUGGCGAGCUCACAACUACCGAGUACUAUUUAGUGGAAUUUACAUGAACAUUGGAAAGUCUUUUGCAAUUUUGUGGGGCUAUCAGUAUUGUUUAUCCAAAUGCCAAGCGUGUGCCGUAAAGAGAAAUGAAGAUCGUUUAUAUAAAUGAACAUUCCAAGUUUUAGAAAGCGUGUGCGGUUUAAGUUGUGAAUCUUAAUGGUCGGAAUUUCUCUCUUUCUCAUGCUGAUGAAAAUUGUCAAUUAAAGUUUAAUAGCAAGCAUUAAGAAGAAAGUUCCAUUGCGAAGCCUUAGGCGACCAUAUGGCUUUGAAGAAAAUAAAUUUAAAUCUUCUAAGAAAACGUGAACAAAAUUUAAUAACUUUUAAAAGAAAAAAGAAAAAUAAAGAUAUUUCAAGUUCAAAAUGAACACGCUGGGAGGGCAAUUUCCAUUACGACAGAAGCUAAAAUUGUUUUUUAAUUAGUGUUCGUUAGUAUUAUCAUUAUUUACCUUUCUUAACAGCACAUGGUGCGAAUCUCAGAGAUUAAUUGUCGUGAGGUUGUGAUGAAUGAGUGGGAGUUUCUUUCUCGCUAUGACUAUUUAAGCCUGA